AUGCUGGCUCUGUACGUGCUGUCAUUCCUAGAGCCCAAGGACCUCCUCCAGGCUGCACAGACGUGCCGAUACUGGCGCAUCCUGGCAGAGGACAACCUGCUGUGGAGGGAGAAGUGCCGGGAGGAAGGCAUCGACGAGCCACUGCCUCCCAAGAAGAGAAAAGUGGUCAAGCCUGGUUUCACGCAUAGCCCCUGGAAGAGUGCCUAUAUCAGGCAGCACCGGAUCGACACCAACUGGAGGAGAGGGGACCUGAAAUCACCCAAGCCUGUAAUCUCCUCCCCGUCUGCGUGCUUGCACCUGCCACACGGUGACGCAGAGCAAAGCAUUUGA
Messenger RNA from Knipowitschia caucasica, 330 nucleotides. Lineage: Eukaryota; Metazoa; Chordata; Actinopteri; Gobiiformes; Gobiidae. The record is from the annotation of a GenBank genome assembly.